Messenger RNA from Chironomus riparius, 3259 nucleotides. The record is from the annotation of a GenBank genome assembly. Lineage: Eukaryota; Metazoa; Arthropoda; Insecta; Diptera; Chironomidae.
GCUUAAGCUGUUUAAUAACAAAAACAGCUGAGAUAUGUUUUGUUAUUUUAAACUUCUGUGACUCACUUUGUGGUUUGAGCAUCAAAGCAUAAUUUUAAAUUUAAACCUAGUGAAAUUGCAUUUAAAUAUUAAAAAAAAAAUGGGUAUCCACUGUGAAUUAGGAUUUACGAAAUUUGCUCAUGGAGAGACUUGUUAUGCCUGUUCAGUAGAAAAUGCUCACACACCUGAAAAUAGAAUGAUUUCUUUUUCUGGGAAAUUUAAGGAUGACAAAUCAGAAAAAGAUGUUGUUCAUGUUAGUUUUUCAAAUUGUACAGUAAUAAAAGUUCCACAAGAACUAACAACAAUCUUCCCAAAUUUGAGACAAUUACUCAUUUGUAACUCAAAGUUGAGAAAAAUCAGCAAAAAGGAUUUAGUUGAGUACAAAAAUUUAGAAAUAGUUUCUAUGAUGGAGAAUGAGCUUGAAUACCUGCCUGGUGACCUAUUUGAAGGUUUUAAGAAUUUAAAUUAUAUCAAUUUCAAGAAGAACAAGCUAAUGUUCAUCGAACCACAUAUUUUGGACGGACUUGGGACAAUGAGAUAUGUGAAUUUUUCAGUAAAUCCAAAUUAUAAGAAAUGUUUUUCGAUUUAUCCAGUUCAUGAGCCAAACGCAACACUUGAUGAAGUUAAAACUGAACUUAAUGAAAAGUUCUACUCGAGAUUUAAAUUUUUGAAAGAACAAAGAAUUUCUGAAGUUCAGUUAAAGAGUAAAAUUGAAGAAUUGAAAAAGUCAGAAACACUUGCUUCAGAUAAAGUCGGUCAGAUUAAAAUCGACUCCAAACAUCCAGUUGAAAAUCAAGAAAAUCUAUGUGAAGAAUUCAAAAAAUAUAUUCAAGAUGAAAACCUCAAAGAUUUCAAAAUCACAAUAGAAGAUCAAGAAUUUCUGGUCCACAGAUUCCUGCUGAUUUUGCGAAGUCCAACUUUAGCUCAAAUUCUUCAAAACAAUCCAGAAGUUGAAACUUUAAAUUUGGUUGACAUUCCAGUUGAAAUUUUUGAGAAAGUUUUAAAAUUUCUGUACACUGAUGACUUUCCAAACAAGGCUGAUACAAAUUUCAUGCACCUUUUUGCUGCUGCUGGGAAGUUAAAAAUUCAAAAACUCAAAAAUUUUGCAGCUGAUUAUUUGAGUAUUCAAAUUGAUUCUGAAAAUGCGUUAGAAAUUCUAAACUUAAGUCACAAGUACGACUGUGGAGGAUUGAAAAGUAAAGCAUUUAUAGAAAUGACAAAAAAGUAUCCAAAAAUUGAUUUUAAAGACGAAUGGAUUGAAAAACCAGAAAAAUUACAAAAUAUUAUUGAAUUGCUGAGAAAACAAGAAGAAGCUAAAAGAGAAUUUGAAAAUCAGUUUAAGAGAAUGUUGGAAAUGGAUUAAAACUUGGAACAAUUAUCAAAAAUAACAUUUUAUAUUUUUGGUUGAUUUAAAAUUAAUUUUAUUCUACGAUAUUUUUCAAGGUUUGCAUUAAAUGCAGUAUUGAAUUCAUAUUAAACUUCACAACAAAGAUUGUGAACAUUAUCAGUUUUAAAAAUUUGCUAUGUUUUCGACAAUGUUCGCAACGGUCCAUCAAAAUUUAAAUUAAUUUAAUUUGUUAUCAAAAUGUGAAUUAGUCAUUCAACUUUUAAUAAUUGCAAAUAUUUUAAAAUCUUAACGAUGAUAAGUUGUCUGUAUGGAAGCAUUACAUAUUUACACGGAGAAAAAUAUUAUUGUUGUGUUAUUGAAAAAAUACAACUUUCUGACAAUAGAAGAUUGGAAAUUGCUGGACAACAUGACCAAGGAAAGACCAAUAAUGAUGUUGACCAAAUUUUAUUUGAAAAUGGUAUCAUUUUCAAAAUUCCUCGAGAACUUACAAUAAUUUUCCCUAAUUUAAAAAACUUGGCGAUUUGCAAAUCAAAAUUGAUGAAAAUCAGCAAAAGUGAUUUAUUUGAAUAUCAGAGUUUAGAAGUAAUCUCAAUGAGGGAUAAUGAACUUGAAUAUUUGCCAGGAGAUCUGUUUGACAACUUUAAAUUUUUAAAUUACAUAAACUUUGAGAGAAACAAAUUGACUCUCAUUGAACCAAAUAUUUUGAAUAAUCUGAAAGCAAUUAAAUAUGUAAGUUUUUCUGAAAAUCCAAGAUAUCAAAAAUGGCACUCAAUUUACCCUGUCCACAAGCCGAACGCUACACUUGAGGAAGUAAAGAACGAGUUAUACGAAAAGUUUUACUUGAAAUUUGAUUUUUUGCAAGAGUUAAAAAACUCAUCCCAAAAUUUGAAGCUGGAGAACAAUGAAUUAAAAAAACAUAUUGAACGCAAGACAACGUUCAAUUUUACUAGCAAUGUAACUGACGACUUCAAAAAAUACAUUCAAGAUGAAAAUUCUAAAGAUUUUAAAAUUGUAAUCGACGAUAGAGAACUUCUUGUUCACAAAUUAUUGUUAAUUAUUCGAAGCCCAACUUUAGCUGAAGUCUUACGAAAUAAUCCAGAAGUUGAAACCUUAAACUUAGUUGACAUCCCGAUUCACAUUUUUGAAAAAAUUUUGAAUUUUCUUUACACUGACGAACUUCCAGGGUUUUAUGGUACAAACUUUUUACAACUUUUUGCUGCUGCUGGCCGAUUAAAAAUCAAAAGGUUAACAAAUUUCGCAGCUGAAAAGCUACUUAAUCAAGUAAAUUCAGAAAAUGCAUUAGAAAUCCUUAAAUUGAGCAACAAAUUCAAAUAUAAAGAAUUGAGACAAAAAGCAAUUGAAGAAUUCAAAAGAAAGUAUCCAAAUGUGAGAGAUGAGUGGCUUGAAAAUCAAGAAAAGCUAAAUAAUAUUGUUGAAAUGUUUAAAGACAAGGAAGAUGCAAUCAGGAAAUUUGAACAAAAAUUCAAAGAAAUGUUAGAAAUGUAGCCUUGCUAGAAGUUCACUAACAACGAUAAGGCAAUUUCUUAUAUUGAACAUUGUUUCUUAAUGCUUUUCAACAGGGCCGUAGCCAGUGGUUGGGGGCCUUAGGUGCUCGGGCACCCCCCUUGAGGUUGAAAUUUCAUACAAAUUUUUUGAAAUUUUUUAAAAAAAAUUUUUAACUUUAAAUCGCAGUUAUUUAUCAAAAGCUAAUUGUAUUAAAGCAAAAACAAUAAAAUUAGCUUCAAUCAGGAUUUUAUUCAAGAUUUUUCAAAAUUGAAAGGUCCUUCAUAAAAUGUCAGGGGAGUUUAUGAUCCUGAAGAGCUAAGUAUUAUUCAAAAGAUCGAAUCAAAUCAGUGUCAACAAUUGAGUCAA